Triticum urartu is the source of this 1162-nucleotide messenger RNA. Its product is annotated as MYB-like transcription factor ODO1. NCBI's taxonomy places the organism in Eukaryota, Viridiplantae, Streptophyta, Magnoliopsida, Poales, Poaceae. The record is from RefSeq and is a predicted model, not a curated record.
UCUUACUUGGAACUCAGACAGGCAGACCGUCGUCACACACACAGUCGCGGCGAACAGCGGCUCCCGGAAUUCCCGGGUGAGAAGGGCAGAGCGAUCGAGCCAUCACUCCGCCGGUAGCAGAUGGGGAGGCAGCCGUGCUGCGACAAGGUGGGGCUGAAGAAGGGGCCGUGGACGGCGGAGGAGGACCAGAAGCUCGUCGGCUUCCUCCUCACCCACGGCCACUACUGCUGGCGCGUCGUCCCCAAGCUCGCAGGGCUGCUGAGGUGCGGGAAGAGCUGCAGGCUGAGGUGGACCAACUACCUGAGGCCCGACCUCAAGCGGGGGCUACUCUCCGACGAGGAACAGCAGCUCGUCAUCGACCUGCACGCGCAGCUCGGUAACAGGUGGUCCAAGAUCGCGGCGCAGCUGCCCGGAAGGACGGACAACGAGAUCAAGAACCACUGGAACACCCACAUCAAGAAGAAGCUCCGCAAGAUGGGCAUCGACCCCGUCACCCACCGCCCGCUGGGCCAAGAGGCCCCUCCUCCCCUGCAACAUCCGCCGCCGCCGCCGACCGCCACCUCGUGGCAGCAGCUGGACGGCGCGGAGCGCUCACAGCAAGCGGAGGAGGAGGACGUGAAGGCGGUCCCGCUGAUCCAGCCGCACGAGGUCACGGCGGUGCCGCCCACCGCGAGCAGCAACUGCUCUGUUUCCCCUGCCUCGGUCAUCUCACCGUCCUGCUCCUCCUCGUCCGCGGCGUCCGGCCUGGAGGCGGCGGAGUGGCCGGAGCCCAUGUACCUCUUCGGCAUGGACGGCAUCAUGGACGUCGGCUCCGGCUGGGACGCCGGCUUCGUCGUCCCCGGUGGCCUGGGCGUCGACCCGUUCGACCACUACUACCCGGACCCCGCCGGCUUCGACCAAGGAGCCUGGCCGUGACGCCAUCGAUCCUACCAGCAAUGCACAUAGACCGAUCAUAGAUCCGCUUCUUUCGCCAGUUCGAUCUCCCGUUCUCCCCUCCCCUAGCUAGCAGCUUAGUUCCAUGUCUGAAUGUUACCGCCAUGCCCACCUGAGCUUUUCUUGGAACUCGGAAGAAAUGCAUGAUCAGGCCAUGCCGAUCCAUGCUCGGGUGUUUGCUGAAUGAAUCUCGAUAAAGAAAGAGGAAAUCCCGACGACCGUGUUGUGA